AUGAGGCGGUCAAAACGGAGUGGAGUGUGGGAGCAUUUUAGACUAAUUAACGAUGAAAAAGACGCACAAUGCAAACUCUGCGGUGCUACAUUUAAAUUCAACAGCUCUACGAGUUCGCUAAGAUACCACCUGAACAACUUGCAUGUAGCCAUUUCGUCGCCUUCACAACCAACAAUCGCUGCUGUGGUGGGAAGGCGAGUAUGCGACCACAGGAAAGCUGAGGGCAUUACUCAGAGAAUUUGCGGGAUGAUUGAAAGAGAUAUGAUGCCAAUUAGCACCACUGAGGGCGAGGGAUUUCGGGAGUUAAUACAAUUCAUGGAGCCAGGAUAUAAUAUCCCUUCGCGAGCGACUAUAACUUCCCACUUGGAAGCACGCUACAAAAAUAAGAAGGCUAAGCUAAAAACACUGUUAUCCGCGGCUAAUGUGGCUCUGACGACGGAUUGUUGGACAGCACUGACUACAGAAAGCUACAUCACGAUCACUUGCCACUACAUUGAAAACGACUGGCAGGUAAAGUCGGCAGUCCUUCUCACGGAGAGCUUAUCAGAGAGACAUACAGCUGAUAAUUUAGCUGACAAACUGAACCAGGCUGUGGAGUCAUGGGGACUCACCGGGCGUGUAAUAGCCUGUGUACACGACAACGCUCGGAACAUUGUCUCAGCAAACAACCCUGCACGAGUCAGUUGGAAAUCAGUUUCUCAUUCCAAACUGCUUGAACUGGCUAUGGCAGAACAUGUGGACUCCACAUCAACAAAUGAAGCCACCACUGGAGAUGAUGUGCCAGUCCAGGGAGCUGCACUUCAGAGACACACUUCUGCUAUGACUCUUCUACUGGGUGAAAACUAUACCACCAGCAGCAAUGAUGACAUAGAAAAGGAAGUGGACAUGUUUCUGAAGGAUGCCUCACCACUCCUUGAUUCCAGUCCCACAGAAUGGUGGAAAGUCAAUGAAGGGAGAUUUCCAAGGCUGGCAAAUGUGGCACGACGAUAUCUGUGCAUACCGGGCACGUCUGUCCCAUUUGAACGUGUAUUCUCAGCAGCUGGCCUCACUAUUAUCCUCUCCGGCUACAUCGUCAUCCUGUGUGAGAGCCCUAGUCGGUCGUCUUAG
Molecule: messenger RNA, 1107 nt
Organism: Scomber japonicus (chub mackerel)
Lineage: Eukaryota; Metazoa; Chordata; Actinopteri; Scombriformes; Scombridae
Exons: 3
Coding region: 1-1107 (368 amino acids)
Molecular function (GO): DNA binding; protein dimerization activity
Source: RefSeq, a predicted model, not a curated record